This is a messenger RNA of Pseudoliparis swirei, 1474 nucleotides long. RefSeq names its product leucine-rich repeat-containing protein 30-like. The transcript has a single exon. Bases 320 to 1210 code for a protein of 296 amino acids. Gene Ontology annotation, molecular function: protein binding. The record is from RefSeq and is a predicted model, not a curated record. Lineage: Eukaryota; Metazoa; Chordata; Actinopteri; Perciformes; Liparidae.
CCAGCUGGGGUAUGAAAUCCAGUAAGACAGGCAGUUGGUCUGGGAGAGGAGACCACGAUCCCACCAUAGUGCUCAAUUACAGCCGCAUGCAACUCAACUCGGGGAGGAAGACUCGGCCGGGACUCAGUGAAACUGCUGCCAAACAUCAGCAGUUCGACAACAACCUGUACAACUGAUCAUGCUCCGCGUGGCCGUUUCAAGAACUUCAGGGAUCGAUCGGCAGCCAUUAUCCUCAGCGAUCCUCUUCUUGUUGGUGCUUCAGCUCAUCGCGCGCUGACAUUGUGUUAUUGGCGACAAAAUCAACAGCACUGCGGGGACGAUGGGUGGGAAGCAAUCUCGCAGUUUCUCCAACAAUGAGGUGAGUGUUCGUCAAAGCAGGAAGGCCUCUGGGAAAGGCGAGCAGCCCAGCCUGUCCUCGGCCGCCGAGAGGAUCCGCAGACACGCCACGGUGCACUUUGGCUACAGCACCCUCAGCCUGGCCAUGCGGGGCCUCGAUGUCACCCCUUCUGAGCUGUGGGAGCUCCGGGAAGUGCAGAAGCUAAACUUGUCCAUGAACUGCCUGUGCUCUCUCCCCCCUGCCCUGGGCGCUCUGGACAAUCUGGUGGUCCUCAACUUGUGGGGGAACAACCUGUCCAGCCUCCCGGCCGAGAUCGGCCUCCUGAAGAAGCUGCGUGUGCUUUUCGCCUGUCGGAACCGCCUGAGCGAGGUCCCCGAGGAGCUGGGCUCCUGUACCUGCCUGGAGGUGCUCAGUCUGGCCAAUAACCAGAUCACAGGCCUCCCCGGCAGCAUGGCAGCCCUGCACAACCUGACCAAACUCAACCUCAGCCACAACCGCAUUGCGCACAUCCCCACCUGCGUCUACUGCAUGAAGGGCCUGGUGUUUCUUCAACUGGCUUGCAACCGCCUGGAGACCAUUGCGGACCAGAUCCAGGACUUGGUUAACCUGAAGAUCCUCAUCGUGGAGGGUAACAGUAUCCACACAUUACCGAAGACGCUGUGCUUCCUGGUGUCUUUAGAACUUCUCAAUGUUGACUUCAAUGACCUGCAAAGUGUGCCGAUGGAACUGUACCUACUGAGCAGGCUCGGGAGGUUGGCCUGCCACCCAAUGGAUAAAGGGCUUCACAUUAUCCACAACCCCCUCCUGAAGCCGAUCCAGGAGGUGCUGCAAGGAGGACUCAGUGCCCUCUAUAACUACCUCAAGCCCACGUGAGGGACUACUGUGUGUGCAUUUGUGUGAGCGUGUGACUGUGAGUGUGUGUGUGUGUGUGUGUGUGCGUGCGGGUGUGCAUCUAAAAGAGUCGUAAUGGGACGUUGGCACCAGUGGUAGUCAUGCUGCGAGCCAUAUCUGUUGCCUGAUUGUAUUAAGAUACUAUCACUCAACAAAUUUGACCAGUACUCAGUUUUAAUAUUAUUAUUUAUUGUUUUAUGAUGUCAUGUAAAAGCUGGGUUACAAAUAAACAACAAGUAACUGCUG